Messenger RNA from Dentiscutata heterogama, 1092 nucleotides. Lineage: Eukaryota; Fungi; Glomeromycota; Glomeromycetes; Diversisporales; Gigasporaceae. The record is from the annotation of a GenBank genome assembly.
AUGAAUUCAAUGAAUAAUCAUGUUGACUCCGAACAAGAGUCAGAAAAACGAAUUCUUGACGAGUUUAAAAAUCUUAGUAAUGAAGAAGCUCACGAGCAUGUGCAGCGACGUUUAUUAGCUUUAAAACGUAAUGUAUCUACUCCAAAAGCACCAGCAGAUUUUUUAGGAUCUGAUAAUCGUGAAUCUUUGAUUCCGUUAAUGCAAAAUACAUUGCGUGGAAUUCUUGAAUCAAUGAAUGAUAGUCGUAAAGAAUGUUAUAUUUUUGAUGUCAUGCCUGGUAGCGAGACUCAAGUGGACUGGUUUCUUGCACAAGAAUUAGAAAAAUAUAUUGGGAAACGAGAGCAUCAUUUAUAUGUGAUAGAACAAAAUAAAAAAUUUUUAGAUUCAUAUAAACAGAGAGUGAAAUCAUACUCUCAUCUAAAAUUAGGAAAAACUUAUGAUAAAAAGGUUAAAGAUUAUUAUCAGAAACUUCCAGAUGCAAAACCUAUGGAUUUUAUUAUUUGUAUGGAUAUAUGUUUUUUAACUGAUUAUUAUGAAAAAAUUGGUCAUCCGGAGAAUGAUAUUAUUGAUUUCGUCAAGUUCCUUUAUGGUUUGUUGAGACCUGGUGGCGCUUUAUUCCUCACCUACUUGGAUCUCGACAGUCCAUUCUCUCAGAUCAAUUCUAAUUACUUUAAAGAAAAAGAGAAAGAGAAUGAUGGAGCAACUCAAAGAAUUGCACAAAUUACUAAAGCACGAGAAGAAUUAUUAUAUAAUGGAAAUAUCGUUAAUCAUUUAAAUAAAUUAGAUGAAUCGAAGAAGACAUGCCCGAAAGUUGAAUCUCAUAAACUUUCUACUUUUUAUUAUGCUCAAAGUUUGGCUGAUGUGGCUGUAAUGAGUUUGGAUGGAGGAUUUUUAAAAUAUAAUAAGGGUAAGUUUGAUUAUAACCACUUAGAAUUUGUGGUAAAUAAGGUCAGGGAAGUAGCUUCUACAGAUGUUAACAGGGGUGAAAAAAGAGAAUUUGGAUUAUGUAAAGCCGAACGUGGUAGAGAUCCUUUAUGGAGGGUUGAAAGUUUACAAUAUGCUUGCAUUAUUCGCAAGGAAGCUAUUAAUUAA